UUUUAAGCGCCCAAAUUACACCCGCCGAAGCUACUAGCCUUAUUUUUAUCCUUAAAUUAAGAGUAAAAUAUUUCGUUUACUUUGGCUGAUUUUGCUGGCAAUAAAUUAUUUGUACUUACUCUUGUGACCUGGUGUAUAAUAUAUUGACGGACUUAAAUUCUUCUUAUCAGAAAUUUUCACAGAUUUUUCUUUUAAAUACCACAAAUUGAAUUUGAAUUGAUAAAAUUUUGCUACAAUUUGUCAAAAUUGACAAAUUUCAGAUACGUCAGGUGGUCAUAGCAAUAGUUGAUGUCCAAAUAUAACCUUACUGAACAUGUGUCUUAAUAGAUGUCAUUAAAGUGAUAGCAGUUCAUAUUUAAAACAUUGAUUAAAGUAUAGGAGCAGAAAAAAUAAUAUUUCCAACAAUAAGAAGCCUUUAAUAAGAGAAACUAUGUCGUCGAAGGCAGAACAGGCGGAGAUCAAAACCAUAGGGCCUCUUUCAAGUACUUUAGAAUUAUUUGAUUCUUUCAAAUCUCAAGAAGAAGAUAAGGAUUCUGAUGAAGAAAGUUUCCACUUACCUUUGUUAAGUUGUGAUGAUGAUAACGAAGUGGAAAAUUGUGAAGGAGAUAUACUGACGUCAAUUCCAAACGGAGAAACUGAGGAUGACAUUUUGAAUAAAUAUGAAACGAGCACGUCGGAAACUGCCGAUGCAAAAGAAAAACAUUUAUUACUCCACGAAGGCGAUGGAACCGAUCUAAAUAACACAGGACAAAAACUUGAUAAUAUUGUAAAAUUUAUGGAAUUAGAUGUUCAGGAUGUACCCGAAAUUGAUCUUCAAGAUACUGUGAAAAUCGCAAUUGAAGAUAUAGUUAGUGUUGGGACUGAAGAAACAAAAAAUAAAGCAGACGUAAAUGUAAACGACUCUGGUGCUUUGAAUAUACAAGUUGAUAAUGUAUAUAAUAGAAAAGAUACAAUAGAUUGCCAAAAGGAAAGUGAAGAUGAAUCAAAAAAACAACUUGAAAAUACAAGAAAGAAUGUUGAGCAAGAAGAACAGCAACAAAAGGAAUCAGAAGAAAAAACUGCGAAUACAGAAAAAAAAGAGAGUGAUUCUAAAGAAUUGGAAACUAAUAAAGAUGAAGACUGUGAAGAUCUUUUGGAUAUUUCCGUAAUUCUUGACGCAGAUGAAGAUAAUGCUUCGGCGCUAUCUAAUGAAAAAUCCGAUGACAAUGACGAUACCAAUGAUACCAAUUCAUCAGAUCAGAAUACAUGUACUGAUGAUACGAGUGAUAGUGAAACGAUACAAAGUGAAAGUGACAGUCAAAAUCCUCCCAGCGUUGAUGAUAUCUCGGAAAUAAAUAGCAAUCGCAGUUUUAGAGACAUUGAUAAUAAAUCGGAAGAGAAAUCGUCUGGACGUAAAGGUGAAAAGGAGGAAAUUUCUGGCGAUACGAAAAGAGAUGAAGAAAUGACCUCUCCCGUUUCGACUGGCAAAAGGCCACUAAUUGAAAGCGACAAUCAUCAAUCUCCAGUGGUGAAUAAGAAAAUACGAAUGUUCGAAGAAUUUUCGGAGGAAAACCAAACGGCCAAAUUAGAUAAGAGACAAGCGUCGUCGGAGAAGAAAUCCGAAGAAGGAGAUAUAACAUCGUUAGGUGAAAAUAGUAAAACGAAUUCCACGAAAAAUGAUGAAUUGAAAACAUUGAUUACGUUCGAAAAGUUUAUGAAACAGAGGAACUUGGGCGAAGGAAAACUGACGCGUCUGGAUCUCGAACAAUUUUGCCUACAGAAAAUAUGCGAAGCUCUGGUACAUAAAACAGACACCGGAGAAUUACACCAGACAAUAAAGAAGCAGCAACAAAUGAUAGAAUCUCUAAGAAAAGACGUUGAACAACUUUCUAAACAAACUAGAGACUUGGAUAUCGUAAAUAAAAAGCUGAUGACCGAACUGCAAUCCCACAACAACAACCAGAAACCGAUAGUACCAUUAAAAAUAACUAGAUCAGUCGGAUUGCAGGUUAAAUUGAAUACCUACACCAAAUUGACCUUCAGGAGAAAAUCUCUACCGAAUACGGCAACCCCGCCUCGAACACCAUCAACUCCCGUACCUCCUAUCGCCGUAAAUCGUCAAAGGAACGUUCAAGUAAACGAUAAUGUUAUUCGACAAGUACCGACUACCCCGUCGACGGCACCGUCGCCUCGUAAAACCCCGACUACGGCCCCGAUCUUAACUCAAGCUUUACAAAUCCGACCUACCCCUACAGCUGAAGCUUCAACAUCUGGUGUACCGCAAGGAGUUCGGUUAACUUCGGCUCAAAUCGAGAACGGUAUCGCGAUACCCGCUAGUGUGGUGACUUCCACUGCGGGGGGAACUACUCAACUUAUGUACAUGGUGCAACCUGGUUCCGCCGGAAAUUCGGGAACUGACGUCCAGAAGGCGGUACUUUUAAAUUUCCAACCUACCACCAACGGUGUUCUAAGUAAGUAUCUAACGAUUUUUAUUUAAAGUGGUUUGUUUAAAUUUGUUUAUCUUCGAUUCCGAUGAAAUUUCACAUACACAUACACACAAUGUGCGUGGAACGAGAAAGUGUUCGACCAAAUUCGGUUCGGCGGAAACUCCUACAUUCGGAGAUAUGGAAGUUGGAAUUUGAAGUCUUUCGUUGGGAAUCGAUUUCGGGAGGGUUCGAUGUAGAAAAGGGUGUUUUCCACUGAUGAUGCGAGGGAUCGAUAAAAUGGUUCAGAAGCGGUAAAAUACCGAAAUAAGGCAACGGAUAAGACGUCGGUGGGCAUUAAAUGGCACAAAUCUAUCCCAAUCAAACCUAACAUAAACUGACCUAACCUAACCAAACCUUUCCUAAAUGCAACUUAUUUCACUUAACCUAACCCAACCCAAUUUCACUUUACCCAAUCUAAACUAAUCUAUCCGAACUUAACCUAAAUUCACUUAACCUAAAAUAAUUUCACUUAUCCUAACCUAAUUUUACCUAAACUAAAGUAUUUUAGUCUAAUCUUUUUUUGCCGUAUGAGGUGAGGUGGAAGCAGUGCAAAUCCGUACAGCCGUGUGGGACUUUCACAUCAUUAAAACACCCUCUCGUUUCAUAGGGGCAAGUUGGAAAUAAAUUUAUCUCCGCACUGAGAUUCUCCUCUAAUUUUGGUUUCAGCUAGGUACGGGACUAGUAACCAAUCCUAAUUCCACCUAACAUAACUUAAUCUAAUUUCGCUUAACAUAACCUAAUUUUGUCUAAACUAGUCUAUCGGAACCUAACCUAACUUAAUUUCACCUAACCUAGUCUAACGUAACAUAACUUAAUUUCAAAGAAACCUAUAUAAUCUUACUUAAUCUAACCUAACCUAACUUGAUUUCAUCUAUUCCAAAACUAACCUAACAUAAAUUCAUCUAAUCAAUUUCGUCUAACCUAACCUAACCAAACCCAAAUUGCACCUAACUUAGCCUAAUCUAAUCUAAUUUCACCUAACAUCACCUAACCUAUCCAGAAUUAACCUAAAAAUAACAUAAAUACUUCUUUAACGGCCCUCCAGGCCUUUAUCGUGUCAACCUAGCCUGAAUUAGAAUGGAUAUAGUUUGGGAGGGCCGAUUACGACCCAUCAAGCCUAACCUGAAACAAAAGGUAUGCAGAUUGGGAGGGCUGAACAUGGCUCUUCGGGUUUUAAUGGCAGUAACUUAGCCUGAAUCAGAAUGGGUGAUGCAAAGGAUUGUAUCGUCGUUAUUUGCAGUUUCCGCAGGAUAACAAUCAACACCCUAUAUGCAUUAUAUACAAAAAAUUCCAUCAUUGUCGGUGUUGCAAGCUUUCUGCGGUUUUACUAAAAGCUGUUGAAUCCGUUGAUGAACGAGAUGGCCGACGAUAGGGAGUAAUAAAGCUGCAGUUAAGCUCAAUCCAUUAGACCCCCAAAAGGCUGUUUGGUACGUCGAGUAAUUUUUUUUAUUUCCAUAAUUAAGUUGGUACUACUACCCUUCUAUAAUUUCGCGGACAAAUUUUUCUCCUAUAUCAAGACCAAAUCUAAAAUAUUCGUCAUCCCCACAUGAAUAAUGCACUUUUUCCAUUCACAAACCAACCAUUUCUCUUUCAAAAUUUCAUCGGGAUCCGAGGUGGGUAAUGUACCGAAGAUGAGCGGAAUUUUCCAAUCAAAUUUCCACUCAUUUUCAAUCAAUCUAAUUAAUUGAACUUUUGCUUACUUUCUCAUUUUUGAUAUCAAUAUAGUUGGACUUUACAGAUUCAAUUGCAAUUGGUGUAUUUGUAAAACAUGACUUUGUAAAUAAUCCACACUUUGCAUUUGUCUAUAGAAACCAAGGUUUGAUUUAUCCGAGUAAAUUAAACUAUGUAGAAAAGUAUGAGAAACUAGAAACUAAGAUAAUAAACUGAAUUUUAUACUUUCAGCUUCCCAAGAAAUGACAUUGUAAGCGCAGAGACGUGUAUGUCAUCUAAACAUUGUAAUUUAACGGAAAGGUUUAUGUGAAUUGAAGAUAAAAUCUUAUUAUAUCUAUUUAUGUUUUCAGAUAGUAAUUAAAUUGUGGAUAUUUA
Molecule: messenger RNA, 4511 nt
Organism: Diorhabda carinulata
Lineage: Eukaryota; Metazoa; Arthropoda; Insecta; Coleoptera; Chrysomelidae
Product: myb-like protein X
Exons: 5
Coding region: 431-2476 (681 amino acids)
Source: RefSeq, a predicted model, not a curated record